AUGGGUGAUAUCCUACCAGGUACAUAUGUGCUGGUGCACCAGGCCACACAACAGGCUCUUGAUCUGAGUAGGAGCAGCGGUCAACUUAUCGGCUACGAAAGGAACGGCAGCAAACAACAGACUUGGACGGUCGAAUCAGGCGAAGAGCCUGACACGUACACUAUUAGAUCCGCCGGUGAAGUCGGCCAAGAAACUCAGUAUAUCGGUUCUCAAAUCCCUUUGCCCUUCCCGGUAUAUGAGUCUGAUGCAGUUCGGAAUACAUUCUGGAAGGCUACACCUGUCGGGCCGGAUACAUAUAAAUUCGAGAACGAUUUAGACAAACGGGUACUCUCUCUAUAUGGUACAGAGAAUGAGAAACCUAUCACACUUGAUUUUGAUCCACAAAGGCCACAAGGAUGGGUCCUCUACCCGGCAGAGAACUAG
This is a messenger RNA of Aspergillus pseudonomiae, 423 nucleotides long. RefSeq lists its product as uncharacterized. Lineage: Eukaryota; Fungi; Ascomycota; Eurotiomycetes; Eurotiales; Aspergillaceae. Bases 1 to 423 code for a protein of 140 amino acids. The record is from RefSeq and is a predicted model, not a curated record. The transcript has 4 exons.